Galeopterus variegatus (Sunda flying lemur) is the source of this 1537-nucleotide messenger RNA. It is a transcript of the gene CRHR2, whose product is annotated as corticotropin releasing hormone receptor 2. Lineage: Eukaryota; Metazoa; Chordata; Mammalia; Dermoptera; Cynocephalidae. Gene Ontology annotation, molecular function: G protein-coupled peptide receptor activity; corticotropin-releasing hormone receptor activity; corticotrophin-releasing factor receptor activity. Gene Ontology annotation, biological process: long-term synaptic potentiation; cell surface receptor signaling pathway; adenylate cyclase-modulating G protein-coupled receptor signaling pathway. Bases 90 to 1325 code for a protein of 411 amino acids. The record is from RefSeq and is a predicted model, not a curated record. Gene Ontology annotation, cellular component: axon terminus; plasma membrane; dendrite. The transcript is spliced from 12 exons.
GCUCCCCGCCGCGCACUCUCGCCCGGGUCCCUCGCAGCCCCGCCGGGCGCGCACUCCCACUCCCUCUCCGCGCGCGGCUCCGGGGCGCGAUGGACGCGGCACUGCUCCACAGCCUGCUGGAGGCCAACUGCAGCCUGGCGCUGGCCGAAGAGCUGCUCUUGGACGGCUGGGGGACGCCCCUGGACCCCGAGGGUCCCUACAACUACUGCAACACGACCUUGGACCAGAUCGGAACGUGCUGGCCCCGGAGUGCGGCCGGAGCCCUCGUGGAGAGGCCGUGCCCCGAGUAUUUUAACGGCAUCAAGUACAACACGACCCGGAACGCCUACCGACAAUGCUUGGAGAAUGGGAUGUGGGCUUCAAGGGUCAAUUACUCACAGUGUGAGCCUAUUUUGGAUGACAAGCAGAGGAAGUAUGACCUGCACUACCGCUUUGCCCUCAUUGUCAACUACUUGGGCCACUGUGUGUCUGUGGCAGCCCUGGUGGCCGCCUUUCUGCUUUUCCUGGCCCUGCGGAGCAUCCGCUGUCUGCGGAACGUGAUCCACUGGAACCUCAUCACCACCUUUAUUCUGCGAAAUGUCAUGUGGUUCCUGCUGCAACUCAUCGACCACGAAGUUCACGAGAACAAUGAGGUCUGGUGCCGCUGCGUCACCACCGUCUUCAACUACUUCGUGGUCACCAACUUCUUCUGGAUGUUCGUCGAGGGCUGCUACCUGCACACGGCCAUCGUCAUGACCUACUCCACCGAGCGCCUACGCAAGUGGCUCUUCCUCUUCAUCGGAUGGUGUGUCCCCUGCCCCAUCAUCAUCGCCUGGGCCAUUGGCAAACUCUACUAUGAGAAUGAGCAGUGCUGGUUUGGCAAGGAACCCGGCGACCUGGUGGACUACAUCUACCAGGGCCCCAUCAUCCUUGUGCUCGUGAUCAACUUCGUAUUUCUGUUCAACAUCGUCAGGAUCCUAAUGACAAAAUUACGAGCAUCCACUACGUCUGAGACGAUCCAGUACAGGAAGGCAGUGAAGGCCACCCUGGUCCUCCUGCCCCUCCUGGGCAUCACCUACAUGCUCUUCUUCGUCAACCCUGGGGAGGACGACCUGUCGCAGAUCGUGUUCAUCUACUUCAACUCCUUCCUGCAGUCGUUCCAGGGUUUCUUUGUGUCUGUCUUCUACUGCUUCUUCAACGGAGAGGUGCGCUCAGCCGUGCGCAAGAGGUGGCACCGCUGGCAGGACCAUCACUCCCUCCGAGUCCCCGUGGCCCGGGCCAUGUCCAUCCCCACGUCGCCCACGAGGAUCAGCUUCCACAGCAUCAAGCAGACGGCCGCUGUGUGACCUGUCAGUCGCCCACCUCCCCGCCACUCCUCCCCAUCCUCCUCCGUGUUCUUCCCCCGGGUCCUCCUCGCUGUGCAGCCCCAGUGGGCAGGAGGAGGGCGGGAGGGGCCAGCCCGGCAGCCGGCAGGAAGGAGGCACACAGCCACGGAAGGGGGCUCCCGGGGCCCAGGGCCAGCUGGGGCCGCAAGUCUCAGUGGGAGAGGGAGCAGAGG